AUGUCACUUUUGAGCUAUCUCCAAAACGGGUACACUGCUCAUCCGUGGGUAGCCUGGCUCGUAGCUCUCUACCUCCUUACGCCAGCACUCGCCUACGGUAUUCUCCCACGCGUAUUUCCCGGAAACUCCCAUCAAAAACGCCACGUGAUUGUGUGUGUGUUGGGCGAUUUGGGGCACUCGCCACGGAUGUGCUACCACGCGCGCAGCCUCGCGGCACGCGGAUACCACGUGGAUCUCUUGGGGUACGUGGAGGAACAACCGCCAUUAGAUAUCAUUGAUAGCGAGAUGAUCGAUAUCCAUGAGAUUUCCGUGGUCAAAAACACGCGUAACUUGCCUUAUUUGGUGUUUGGCGCCCUAAAGGUGGGGCUGCAGACGGUGGGAUUGUUUAGAAUGCUUCUCGGGCUAGGCCACGCCCAGGCAAUCGUUCUCCAGAAUCCACCUUCGCUUCCAUUGCUAUUAGUUGUGAUUGUUUACAAGUAUUUAGUGCGUUGGGGCGAUUUUCAGAUCGUCGUCGACUGGCACAACUUGAACUAUACUAUAUUAAACUUGAAGUAUCAGAACGUGGCGCAUCCUGUGGUCAGGCUUAUGAAGGGGUACGAAAGGGUUUGUGCUAGGUACGCGGAUGUUCAUUUAACCGUUACCAGGAGCCUCAAGAAGUUUCUCGUGGAUGAGUUUGCCGUGGAAGCGGACAAGAUUCUUGUGGUAUACGACCGCCCAGCAGAGCAGUUUACCCCGUUAGAGGAAUCUGGGUCAAAUUUCCAGAUGUUGACAAAACGGUUUCCACAGGAGUUUAGCGGUGUUCUGUUUGAAAGGGAACCUCGGAUUAUUGUCACCUCCACGUCAUUUACCCCGGAUGAAGAUCUCGGGGUUCUCUUGACAGCGUUGGAGAGAAUGGACCGAAAAGCCCUGCCUUUUACGUCUCAAUUACCCCCUCUUUUGGUUCUUGUUACGGGCAAGGGUCCGCUCAAAGCACAGUUUCUCGCGGAAAUUGCCAGACUAGCCUUCCCAGAGCAAAAAAUCCAGUUCAAGUGUCUUUGGUUGCUGGCCCACGAAUACCCGAUUUUGAUCUCCCAUGCCCAUGUGGGCGUUUCGCUCCACACUUCUUCCCUGGGAAUCGACUUGCCUAUGAAGGUGUUGGACUUUUUUGGAUGCGGUGUUCCGGUGGUUGCGCUAGAUUUCCAGGCGGUCGGUGAGCUUGUUCAUGAGGGAGUCAACGGGCUUGUUGUGGACGAUCCUAGCGGACUUUGCAAGUCAUUGAAGGCGUGCUCUGGAGCGGGAUCGGUCUAUGCUGUAAUUAAGCGGGGGGCGAUGGCGGAGAGUAAACGCAGAUGGGAUGAGAACUGGAACAAGAGCUUGGGUGGUGUUUUCCCGGGGAUCUAA
Babjeviella inositovora NRRL Y-12698 is the source of this 1380-nucleotide messenger RNA. It is a transcript of the gene ALG1, whose product is annotated as chitobiosyldiphosphodolichol beta-1,4 mannosyltransferase. Gene Ontology annotation, molecular function: mannosyltransferase activity. The record is from RefSeq and is a predicted model, not a curated record. NCBI's taxonomy places the organism in Eukaryota, Fungi, Ascomycota, Pichiomycetes, Serinales. The coding region runs from base 1 to 1380 and encodes 459 amino acids. Gene Ontology annotation, cellular component: endoplasmic reticulum. The transcript is spliced from 4 exons.